Messenger RNA from Paramecium tetraurelia, 1365 nucleotides. RefSeq lists its product as uncharacterized. NCBI's taxonomy places the organism in Eukaryota, Ciliophora, Oligohymenophorea, Peniculida, Parameciidae. The record is from RefSeq and is a predicted model, not a curated record. The transcript has 5 exons.
AUGAGUAUUUGUAAAUUUUAAAAUUUAUAUUAAUUUCAAAAUAAUAUCAAAGCCAUCAAGGUCUUUUUAUUAAAUGAUUUUUAUAUUUCCUUUGAAAUAUUCCUAAUUUAUUUUAACAUAAUAUUGAAUUUCAAAUAAGAGAUGGUUCUAAUCCUUUAAUAGAAUUAUAGGAACAAAUUAAAAAAAAGAAAAGUAUUGAGAAUUAAGGAUAAUAACAUAAGAUCAUUUAGAUGUGUGGUUGUUUGUCAAGCCGUAAAGACACAUCAAAUGAAUGUGAGAACUCCAGGAUCAGGAUAAUCAGAAUUAUGUUAAUAAUUGUAAAAAAAUACAAAUAGCCCUUCAUUUGAGGCAGUUCCUGAGAUGGAUUUAGAUAGAGAAAUAGAAAUUAGAGAGUAAUCUAUAGAAGAUUUUCAAAAAACCUAUAAUGAGAAGCAUAAACGAAAUAACCAAAUAAUUUCUUUAAUUGUGAGUGUUAAAUUUGAGAGAACAGAUAUAAUGAAACGAAACUUGUUAUCUGUGAUUAAAUAUUUUCGUCGCUUUAUAGAUUUAAUCAUUAUCGUAGUGACUUAUUUUGAUUAAAGUGAAAAUUUGGAUGAGGAUAAAGAGAAUUUAAAAAAAUCACUAAAAUUUUUAGUGAAAAAUGAUGAAGAGCGAAUUUUUUUUAGUCAAAAUUAAAAUUAAAUAGAUGAGAUUAGGAAACUUUUAAGUGUUAUCGAGAAAAUUGAUUAAAAUAAAUAAUAACCAUUCUCACUUAAAGAUACAAUAUUUGAAGAAAUAGAUGACUCUUAAAAUUAAAACAUCUUGUAAUUAGAAAAUGAUGUAAAAGUAUAAAAGUUUCCAUUUUUUUAUUUACAAUAUACAUAUUCAAAUCUAUUAUUUAUUAUUCUACAUCAAUUAUAUGAAUUCUAAUAAACAUUGAUUAUUUCAAAGAAACAAGUUGAUAAUCCUAAAUAUUUAAAGCCUCCAAGCAAUAAAUACCCUCCUAAUUUUAACACUUUAUCCAAAUUCCAUGAACAUAGAUACUCUCCAGGAAAAAGGAACUUUUAAUGCAAAUGUCUUUCGUUUCUAUUAAAUGCUAGAGUUUAGGAUAUGAAAUUCUUGAUUCGAAACCAAUAAAGUCAUUUAAUACUAGGCAAAAGCAAAAAUUUCGAUCGAAUAUAUUAUAUGUAUAUGUAAAACAAAAAAAAAUUUAAUAGAAUUAUUCCUCAUAACUUUUGUUUUAUAGGCAAUUAUCGGUUGUAAAAGUUUCUAAUUAAAUUUAAGAGCAAAUAUGGUUAACAAGACACCUAUCAAUCAGGCAAUCUCAAAAUAUCAGACAAUCCAUACACACCGAAAUAAUAGAUGUUGGGAUCUUGUAAUAGAUGA